Molecule: messenger RNA, 3458 nt
Organism: Rana temporaria (common frog)
Lineage: Eukaryota; Metazoa; Chordata; Amphibia; Anura; Ranidae
Gene: MMRN2
Product: multimerin 2
Exons: 7
Coding region: 192-2828 (878 amino acids)
Biological process (GO): negative regulation of vascular endothelial growth factor receptor signaling pathway; negative regulation of cell migration involved in sprouting angiogenesis
Molecular function (GO): protein binding
Source: RefSeq, a predicted model, not a curated record
CCCUCACAUUGUCUGCUGACCUUUCACAUUUCCACAGUAGCUGGGAGGGAUUGUGCGUUUUUUCCGUUCUUUGUUAAAAAAGUUCCCCCACCCCUAGUUUUAAACUUGAAGGCAGUUCAAAGGGGUUUCUUAAAGACUCUCAGUAAGCACUUAGAAGCUGAAGCAGAUCUGUGUGUGGAGAAUAGAGGACCAUGGCAAAAAGGCUGUGUGCUUUAAUAAGUCUUCUUGGGCUGAUCAGUUUGGUCACCACUAAUUUGGUCAAGCCGCAUAUCUAUACCGCUGGAUCUUCCCAUAUAGCCUCAACACUUGAAGUCCAUGGGAUAUCUACCUUUGUUCAUGGUCUACCUGGGCAUGAGGACACAAUUGAGAGCAAGGAUGUUUUACACCAUGGAAAUAGGCAUUCACCGAAAACGAACUUACCUGACAGCCAGGGGACAAAUUCUUCUCCUUUGACAGGACCACCUAAACCAAAAAGAGGAAAAUGGUGUUCAGUGGUUAAAAGCCAAAUGGUAUCUUAUGUGGAUUUGUGCAGAACAGAGAAAUAUGUGAUACGAUCUCAGCAGCCCUGUCCCUUUGGAACCCCAGACUGCCAAAAGACUAUGUACAGACUCGCUCGGAGACCAGUUUAUGAAAUAAAAAGAAAAUUCAUCACCGGCUUAGAGUGGAAAUGCUGCCCUGGAUAUACUGGCUCCACAUGUGAAUAUUCUGAUCCCAAUUCUAUUUCUAUUCCUCGGGAACAAACUUCUAAAGCUGAGGAAACACAGGAAGCCCCAGUAAUUGCAGAGGAAACAGAAAUCAUUCAAGCAGUAGAAAGCCAAGAAAGUCUGCUGGAGGAUAUACAGAAUGACAUUCACCAGGCUACCAGUCAUCUCAUGGAGCUACAGAAUGCUUUGGGACAUAACAUUUCUACUGACUUUAUCAUGAGCCACAACGAAACAGACACUGCCGAAGAUAAAGUUUUGGAAGUAGAUGAUCGCCUCCUCCGGGAUGUGUUUUUACCACAUGUGGAAAACUUCCUAAAGGCUCAUUUUAACCCUGUGUGGAACAGCUUCAACAAAAGUCUCCAGAAUCUGAAUAAUAUGGUCAAGAACCUCUCUGAAAAUGUUGAAUCGAACAGAAAGAGAUUAGAUACAUUCCUGGAGAACACUGUACCCAAGAAAGACCUUUAUGAGCUGGGAACAAAAUUUGAAUCAAAGAUUCAGGAAAACGUGGACAAAGUUGAGCAGCUAAAACAGGAAAUGGCCAACCAUUUUCAUACACAGCAGGCUGUAAUCCACUUUAACUUCACCAUGCUUAAAACAGACACGGACAUGAAGUUAAAGAGGAAUUUGAAGAUGCAACAGGCACAGUAUUCCUAUUUGAACUUUAGCAUUAGUGAACUUCGAAGGGGUCAGGAGCAAAUUCAGGAUGAUCUAUUAGAUAUAUCUCAAAAUAUCACAUUACAGUGUGGAUCAAGAGAAGGGGAAGUUGUAUCAAUUACAAGUCCCCAGAUUAACGAUACUCUAAAUAUGCAUGAGAAAGAACUUCAAGAAUUACUAACAGAGCAAGAUGUAAUUUUUGAGAAUAUUUCUACUCUGGAAAAAUGGAUUAAAGAGCUUCGCACAGAGACCAAGAAAAAUACUGAAAGAGUACAGGUUCAGUUCAUGGAGAAAAGUCUCAUUAUGGAGGAAAACAAAGUCUUAAUUCAACGACAAAUAAUGGAACUCAACUACACUAUUGCCAGUAUACAAGAUAGUAUUGAUGAGCUAUUCAAGGAUUGCGACUGUCACAAAAUGAACGCAGACAUUCUUGCACUUGUGGAAAUACAGAGGAAUUUCUCUAACCAGUAUAGAGACAUUUUGUAUGGAAUUGAAGAUGUGAAACAAAAAGAAGGAAGUUCAAAGAUAUCAUUGCAAAAUUCAGUUGAAGAUCUCUCAUUGGAACUCCAGCUUAACCGUCAGUCUCUAACAGCCCAACAAGAACAGGGACGGAAGCUUAUGCUUGUCACCACUCAGCUGCAAUCUCAAGCUACAAACUUUACUGAUGACGUUAGAAUUCUCAGGUUAGAAAAUGAUCAGAUUAAUAAUCAUAUCAAACAUCUGUACAGUUCAUUCAGUUCUCUAUUGGAAGACGCAAUAAGACAUGAGAGAGUUCUAGAAGCACUGCUGGGUGAAGAAGUUCUAGACGUUUUCUCAGAAGAUAACCCUGAAGCAAUGCAUGUAUCAAUAGCAAAAAUUUAUGAAGAACUAAGUAAUAAUGUGGACAGGAUAGACAGGCAUCAGAUAACAAUUGAUUCUAUUUCCGACCGACUGAAUUUCCUGGAGAUGCAGAUACAGAAAGACAGUACACCAGCUACAGCCACCGUCUUCAAUGUUGAACAACACACUGAGGGAAAGAACGAUUAUAGUCCCUUCCAGCAAGGUAAUUUAGCUCAUAUGGAACCAAGCCAUGAAGCAUCAAGGGAUACUGAUGAGUCUGAUUAUAAUGAUGUUGCCAUCUUGAAAAAGGACAUAAAGAAUCUUAGUGAGAAAAUGAACAAGCUGGAGUCUUAUUUUGCUGAAAGAAAUAUUUAUAGCAAUGAUACCAUUGAAACUACAUUAAAACAAUUCAGUUCUUCAAUUCCCUCCAUUAAAGAGGACAUUGCAAACCUCAGAGGUUUUUAUAAUGAACAUAUACAGUUAUUCCACAAAAUCUUUGGAAAUUAUGAAGUUCUACUUUCCUCCAAUGUAUCUCUCGACCUUGCUCAGAUUCAGUCUAUUAUUGAUAAGAAAACAAAAAAGAAAAUGAAAGCAUCAGAAUUACAGAAUAGAAAAGGUGAUAAAAAGCAGAGGAAUGACCACUCUGUCUAAACAUGAAAAAUAAAUCAAGAGUCUCAAUAUGCAUUCAAUUCUGGCUUUAGAAGGGAGCACAAGGAAUCCACAAUGAUAACAUUAUGUAUAAUGUAAAACCAUGGAAAUCAUUUCCCCAAAGAAGAUGGCCAUUUCACAGCACCUUACAGUGGGAGACUUCGUUGCAAUCAGCCUUGGUUUUGGUGCUGGUGAUACCCUGGGAUUUCUGUAUGUUGGAGAAUAUAAAACACUUCAUUUUUUUGCAUUGGCAGCACUCAGCAAGCAGAAGGCCUUGUGCAACAAUUUACUGCAACAGUUCUACUGAAGAAAAUUAGAAAAGCUGGUUUCAGUUAUAUUAUUAGAACUUCAUCAAUAACAACACAUAAGGAAUGUUUUUUGUUUUUUUUUGCCUGGUUUUUGGAACACAAUAUUUUUUUAAUAUAGCUGCAAACAAAUUUUAUUAGCUACAUUUUAAAAAGUGUAGCACCUGAGAAGAGAGGAUCUGAAUCUACCAUUUUAUGAUGAACAUUAAGGACGCUAUUCUUUAUGAACCACUGAAUGUUAAAACUGAUAUUUUUUAUAUAUAGUUCACAAAUGUUAGAUUUUUGCAUCAAGUUUUGAGUGAAGUUUUGCCCAUUUUUUUUUUUUUUU